This is a messenger RNA of Salvia splendens (bonfire salvia), 1401 nucleotides long. RefSeq lists its product as uncharacterized. The transcript has 2 exons. Gene Ontology annotation, molecular function: nucleic acid binding. The record is from RefSeq and is a predicted model, not a curated record. The coding region runs from base 1 to 1401 and encodes 466 amino acids. NCBI's taxonomy places the organism in Eukaryota, Viridiplantae, Streptophyta, Magnoliopsida, Lamiales, Lamiaceae.
AUGGAGCCUGCUGCCGGAGACAUCGCCGAAGAUAUUGCCGGAAACAGAGACAGAAACAGAGAGUCACACGUCAUACCGGUGACCGCCAAAAAUUUGAUAGCUCAAAGUCUGCUACAAUCGAGCCAUUUAGGUAAUGUGCCAUAUGAAGCUUUUCAGAAGGCAGUAAAGGAGUUUGGAGUGAGCCGGAAGACAGUCUAUAAGAUCUGGUCAGAGACCAAAAAACAGAUCCAGAGUGGAGUACCUGUCAACAUAGCAAACCGUGUUAAAGGCUUCAAGCGCAAAGAUCAAAUUCAGCUUGAUACUAACAAGGUAAGAUCUCUUUCAAUCCUUGAAAGAGGUACUAUCCGUAAGAUGGCGGUGAAGCUUGAGUUAAGCAUGACUACCGUAGGCAGAAUGGUGAAAGAUGGUAGGCUCAGGCCACACACAAAUGCAGUUAAGCCACUACUUACUGCUGCAAACAAAUUAGCAAGAAUGAAAUGGGGUCUCAUUCAUGUUCAACCAGUGGUGUUCAAUGGUAUGCUCAAAUAUCACACAAUGCACAAUGUAGUGCACAUUGAUGAGAAGUGGUUUUUCAUGACUAAGGCUACGGAUAGGUACUACCUGCUGCCAGAUGAGGAAGAGCCAUAUAGAGCUAUUAAGUCAAAGCGGUUCAUCACAAAGGUCAUGUUUAUGUGUGUUGUGUGUAGACCAUACAUUGCAGAAAAUGGAGAAGUCAUAUUUGAUGGAAAAAUAGGCAUUUUUCCAUUCACUACUAAAGAGCCAGCAAAGAGAGGUUCCAAGAACAGACCAAGAGGCACCUUAGAGACCAAGCCCAUUCAAUCAGUGAACAAGGAAGUCAUGAGGGAAUGCCUCAUUCAAAAGAUCCUACCAGCCAUCAAGGCUAAAUGGCCAGAGUAUAUAAGCAAUGAGAUAUUCAUUCAACAAGACAAUGCAAGGCCACACGUAAACCACAAUGAUGCAGAAUUUCAGGCUGUAGCAAACACAGAGGGUUUCAAAUUCCAUAUCAUUUGCCAACCACCUAAUUCCCAUGAUUGUAAUGUGUUGGAUUUAGGUUUUUUCCGUGCCAUCCAGUCUAUACAAGAUGACAAAGUGGCUAAUGGAGUGGAUGAUUUGUCGAGGAAUGUGCAAAGCUCCUUUGAUGAACUUAGUGCACAAACACUCAAUAAUGUUUUCCUAACCCUUCAAGGUUGUCUUACUGAGAUAUUGAAGGUGGAAGGGAGAAAUGGAUACAAAAUUCCACACAUGAAUAAAGAACGGUUAUCAAGGUUGGGGAUACUUCCAAUCACUUUGGAAGUUGAGGAAGAGAUUGUCAAGGCUGUUGUGGCUUACCUCCAACAACCUAAUAAUGAUGUCAGCACAUCAUAUGACAUCUCAGGUAUCAGUACAGUUGUAGGCUUCUAA